This is a messenger RNA of Drosophila eugracilis, 5514 nucleotides long. RefSeq names its product unconventional myosin-Ia (gene Myo95E). Gene Ontology annotation, molecular function: actin filament binding; microfilament motor activity; ATP binding. The record is from RefSeq and is a predicted model, not a curated record. Bases 449 to 4315 code for a protein of 1288 amino acids. Gene Ontology annotation, biological process: vesicle transport along actin filament; actin filament organization. Gene Ontology annotation, cellular component: plasma membrane; cytoplasm; myosin complex. NCBI's taxonomy places the organism in Eukaryota, Metazoa, Arthropoda, Insecta, Diptera, Drosophilidae. The transcript has 17 exons.
ACUAGUAAUCACUGGUGCAAAAAUGUCUUUUCUGAAAAGGUAAACAAAAUGUGCAAAUCGUGGCGAGGAAAAGCAGUAUUUCGCAAAAACGGAAGCCUAAUAAGGCUGCCAGAGGUCCUGCAAUUAAGGAUAUAAAGAGCCUCACCCUAUCUGUCGGAUAUAUCUGCUUGAACACGAGUUCGAGGCUGUUGCUCGCCAGCACAUGAAAAUCAAUAAUUGAAUCAGAAAAUCAAAACACGGAUUCGCCCAGAUGCAAGAAGGCCCGCGAUAAAUUAUGCAAUUGUUGGAGCCAUUACCAACCCUCCUUCCCCUUCCCGCCGUUCACGUUCUCGUUUUGGCCCCGUUUGCAGUUAAUGUAUUCAAAUUCAAAUGCUGAACUCAAUUUUGGCCGUUACCAUUGCUGUCACUACUGCCGUGCAUGUUGUUGUAAUUGGACCAGAAUAUCGCGAUGGAGCAGGAAAUCGGCACCUGGGACUCGGUGCUGCUGGAGAACCUGUCUGAGGAUAGUUUCAUAAACAACAUUCACCAACGCUAUAAGCGCGAUCACAUAUAUACCUACAUUGGAACUUCUGUUGUGGCUCUGAAUCCAUAUCAUCACAUAUCCGAGCACUCUUUAGACAAUGUCCGAAACUAUGGCGACAAAGGCAUCUUCCAGCUGCCGCCCCACAUCUAUGGCCUCACUAAUCUUGCCUAUCAGUCGCUCAAGGAUCAGAGCGAGGACCAAUGCGUUCUCCUCACCGGAGAGAGCGGGGCAGGCAAGACGGAGACCUUCAAAAUGAUUGUGAACUUUCUGACACACAUACAGGAUCGCUCACAUUGUCCCGCCACCCCGAAUGUCCUGCGCAAGCAAUCCUCUACCAGCUCGGCCAGCGGGUUGGUGACGCACGCCCACAGGCGCGCGUCCAGUAGCUGCUCCGGCACUGCCAACUUUAUUAUAUGCAAGAAUCGUUCGGAAAACCCGUCAGCAACUAUUUCACGCAGACAAAGUCCUUCUCCCGGACCCUCCCAGCGAUCGCGGUCGCGGGCAGAGAGCAUCGAACGCCAGAGCAGGCGCCACAUGCGCGAGAAAAUCGUUGACUUUGACUUUUCACACCACAAGAGCAGCGAGAAUAUAAGCUGCCUGCUCGAAUCGCAUGCCCACCAGUUGCAUCCGACCAAGUCGUGCUUUAAGCACCAGCAGACCCAAGUCAGCGGCUGCACUGCCAAUUUCCCGACCGCGAAAGGUUCUCCUAAAUAUGCUGUGCCCACUGUCUACGGCGGUUGUCGCCAAUGCGGCCACAGUAAGUGCGUUCGUGGCCAGAGCCUAGAAAAGGAAGAUCGAGAUGAACUACAAGGCAGUAACUGUCGCUUAUCCACCAUAGCCAGCGUCGCAACUCACCCGACGCAUCCGCAUCGCGGCAGCUGUUCCAAUCUGAUCCGCCAGCACUCGACUGAGAGUCAGCCAGAGCGGGAACGGGAUCGAAGCUCUCUUAUGGGGUCUACGCAACGUAUAUCGCUGUACGAUGCACACAAGCUGAGCAAAGUUCUGGGAGAUCUGCCGCCUCCGCCGCCUAGCUCCGUUUCUCCCACGCCAUCGGCCAGUUCGUCGCUGCACAGGCGCCACAAAUCGCCCACGCAGCGGAUGCGAGAAUGCGUCACCUGUGCUGAUGUGUUCCUUGAAGCAAUGGGCAACGCCUGCACCCUAAAGAAUAACAACUCCAGCCGAUAUGGUAAAUUAUUCGAUAUCGAAAUCGAUUUUAAGGGCGAUCCAAUGGGAGUGCACAUAACCCACUAUAUGUUGGAAAAGACCCGUAUAACGGACACGAUCAUUGGGGAGCGAAAUUUUCACAUAUUUUACCAGUUACUUUUAGGGGCUGAUCUCCAGUUGUUAAAAUCGCUUAAGCUGUAUCGGAAUGUGGAAAAGUACGAGCUGCUACGCAACACAACUGCCAUGGAGGAGGACCGUAUGAAUUUUCAUUACACCAAGCGAUCAUUGGAUGUGCUAGGCCUUAGUUGUGAAGAAAGCAACUCCAUUUUUCGAGUCAUUGCAGUGGUGCUAAAGUUGGGCAACUUUAUUUUUGUGCCUAUCACCAACAUUGAUGGCACUGAGGGCUGUCAGGUGUCCAAUGUUUACGAGGUUCAAGAGACAGCACAGCUUCUUAAUAUAGAAGCUCAAAUUCUGAUUAACAGUUUAACCAGAGCAAAUAGCUCGAACAGCGCGCAAGAGGAUGUGGGAUGCGAAAUGGAUGCAAGGCAAGCAGCUACCAACCGGAACACGCUAUGUCGCACUCUCUACAGUCGCCUCUUUACUUGGCUGGUGAAUAAAAUUAACGAAUCCCUAAAGUCAACACAACGAGAGAAAAACUUGGCUUUGCUAGACUUCUAUGGAUUCGAAGUGUUGGAGCACAACUCCUUUGAACAGUUCGCCAUUAACUAUAGCGCGGAAAAGAUCCAUCAGAAUUUUGUUUUUCAUGUGCUGCGUUCGGAACAAGAACUCUACAUCCGCGAAGGGUUAGAGUGGUCGCGCAUUGACUAUUUUGAUAACGAGUCGAUUUGCGAGCUGAUAGACAAGCCCAGCUAUGGAAUCCUGAGCUUGAUCAACGAAUCCCAUCUAAACAGCAACGAGGCUCUACUCUUGCGGGUUCAGCAAUGUUGUGCGGGGCACCCCAACUUCAUGACCACCGGCAGCAACUCCAUGUGCUUUCAAAUUCGUCAUUAUGCAAGUGUAGUGAACUAUUCAAUACACCGAUUCCUUGAAAAGAACUCGGAUGUGCUGCCAAAAUACAUCAGCGCUGCCUUUUACCAGAGCAAACUGUCCCUAGUACAGAGCCUGUUCCCGGAGGGGAAUCCUCGUCGGCAGGCCACCAAGAAGCCUAGCACGCUGAGCUCGAAUAUCCGCACACAGCUACAGACGCUCCUGGCCAUCGUUAAACAUCGCCGCUCCCACUAUGUGUUCUGCAUCAAGCCCAACGAAGGAAAGCACCCGCACCAGUUCGACAUGGCUUUGGUGCAACACCAAGUGCGCUACAUGUCACUGAUGCCGCUGGUCCAUCUUUGCCGCACUGGCCAUUGCUACCACCUGCUACACGUCAAGUUCUUUCACCGCUAUAAGUUGCUCAAUAGCCUCACUUGGCCCCACUUUCACGGAGGCAGUCAGGUAGAGGGCAUCGCCCUGAUUAUCCGCAACCUACCGCUGCCUUCGGCGGAGUUUACGAUCGGCACCAAAAAUGUGUUCGUGCGCAGUCCGCGCACCGUAUAUGAGCUGGAGCAGUUUCGCCGCCUACGGAUCAGCGAGCUGGCCGUGCUUAUCCAAAAGAUGUUCCGUAUGUAUUAUGCGAGGAAGCGAUUCCAACGCAUGCGACAGAGUCAGAUAAUCAUCUCCAGUGCCUGGCGGACAUGGCGGGAAUGCCGAUUUGGCAUUCCUUUCACUGGUCGUAGGCAUUUGUGGAGUUUAUAUCGUGUUGCCCGCGAGGAGUAUCGGUCUUUAAAAUACAAACGCCAAGUAAAAUGGGCCAUCGACGUUAUCGGUCGUUAUUAUCGGCAGUGGAAGAUACGGCAAUUCCUGCUGACUAUUCCCCUGCGACUUCCACCAAAUACGUUGAGCCCUCUCUCCACGGAAUGGCCAGCGGCGCCUGUAUUUCUAGCUGAUGCAUCACGACAGCUGCGGUCUAUUUAUCAUCGUUGGAAAUGCUACAUCUACCGGAACUCAUUUGAUCAAACGGCACGCAAUCGAAUGCGAGAGAAGGUUACCGCCAGCAUUAUCUUCAAAGAUCGAAAAGCCUCCUACGCGCGAAGUGUUGGUCAUCCAUUUGUGGGCGACUAUGUUCGACUGCGACACAACCAGCAGUGGAAAAAGAUCUGUGCCGAGACCAAUGAUCAAUAUGUGGUUUUUGCAGACAUAAUCAACAAGAUAGCGCGGUCCAGUGGAAAAUUUGUUCCCAUUUUACUGGUGUUGUCGACCUCAUCGCUUUUGCUGUUGGAUCAACGAACGCUUCAAAUCAAGUACAGAGUGCCUGCUUCGGAGAUUUACCGAAUGUCUCUGAGCCCUUAUCUGGAUGACAUCGCUGUGUUCCACGUGAAAGCGUCUGAAUUCGGACGCAAGAAGGGAGAUUUCGUGUUUCAAACGGGUCACGUUAUUGAAAUUGUCACCAAAAUGUUUUUGGUCAUACAAAAUGCCACAGGCAAACCGCCGGAGAUACAUAUAAGCACAGAAUUCGAAGCGAAUUUUGGCCAACAAACUGUCAUCUUCUCGUUCAAAUACGGCGGCAUGUCGGACUUAGCACAAGGCCCACCCAAGGUCACGCGUAAGGCAAACCGAAUGGAGAUAAUUGUGUGAUGUACGACAGAAUUAGAAUCUAAUCGCGGUAGCUCAUUAAGUCUGCUGCUAUCAUCUUCGUCGCCUUAGGCAGAACUCGGGUUCGGCGGUCCGUAUCCAAAAUUCUUACCAGUCAUCAUGCAAUUGCAAUUACCAUUGCCCUUUGCUGUGGUUGAAGUCUUUCGACUUUUAUAUGGUCCCAGGGAUCAAAAUACAAUUUUAGCAAUAUAUUAACACACUCACACUUCACAAUUUAGUUUUGUUCACAAGUGACAAUCAGAGUAACCAAUUUGUUGUCAGAAUUGUGCCAAAAGCAGGAAACUAGAAUUGUACCAAGGAGUAGAUAAUGGAUGAGCGAGCUAAUUUUAAACUGCACUGUUUUAUUUAACUACGUAAUUGUAAAGUAAAAGCGAAAGAAACUAACGAAGUGAACAACUGAAUUUACUCAUCUAAUUUGUCAAACUAGAUUUAAGUGUAAGUCAUGCACCAAGUCGAUUAGCAUUGCAACAAUAAGUACGUACUGUAAGAAGGCACAGGGAAAGACGACGCUCGGGAGGAUCAGAAACGGGUGUACGAGCGGAUGCAGGUGCUGGAUAUGCAGUGUUUGGGAUUUUACACAAACUAUGAUAUUUCCGUUAUAGAAACCAAGGCAUUUCUCUUACAUUUAAGGUUUCAUACACAAUAAUUAGUGAACUAAUGCUAGACAACAGACAUAUAAAACUCUUUAUAUACCGGAAACACAAAUGAACCCAAUGUAUGCAGUUCGCUGCGACUUAGCCAAAAGGACAACUUUUCCCAAGAAAAAAAAAACAAAAACCAAAAAUGUUAAACCAACUAUUUACAAAGCAGAGCAGAUGAGUAGUUAAAUAUUUCAAAUAAAUAUAUGUAUACACCAUACGAAAUUAAUAAUGAGUCUAUAUAAAAGCGACAACAAUAUGGGUAAAAACAGAAGUCAAGUUUGUUACAAGUUGAGAACGAAUGUAUGUAGUUGUUUAUAUAUAACUUGUUAUUGAUAGUUCGAACAUCUACGUAAUUCAAGCUGCAGUGGAGUUUUCCGAUGUCUCAGAAUAUCUGCGACAUUAAAUUCCAACAGUUUUUAUUUGUAUUUAAGUUUUAAGCGAAUACUUCGAAAGAAAAGCCAAAUAUGAGUAAAUCGAAACCCAACCAGUUGGUAGUUUAUAAAACAAUGUUUAGCAAUAAUAAAACAUACACAUAGUAAA